Molecule: messenger RNA, 1199 nt
Organism: Erigeron canadensis
Lineage: Eukaryota; Viridiplantae; Streptophyta; Magnoliopsida; Asterales; Asteraceae
Product: protein phosphatase 2C 51-like
Exons: 3
Coding region: 1-1140 (379 amino acids)
Biological process (GO): protein dephosphorylation
Cellular component (GO): cytosol; nucleus
Molecular function (GO): cation binding; protein serine/threonine phosphatase activity
Source: RefSeq, a predicted model, not a curated record
AUGAUGAUUAAUAAUAACAUAGAUCAUACCAUAUCUUCUACCUCUUCCUUAAACAACUGUAGGCAAAUUGCCGGUUUUUCGGGCAAGAAUGACGACGUUAAUGUACUUGCUCGUCGAAAGAGAAACGAGCUAAGGCGGUUGAAGGUUUUAGCAUUAAACAAUAGUAAUGGAUCUGAUGGUAAUUGUGUGGUAUCAAAAAGAGGGAGGAUUAUGGAGAACUUAAUUAAUAAUAGUGACAAUAAUCAAAAGGGUGAUGAUAUUAAUGAUCAUAGUAUUAUUCCGUAUCGAUCGUCGGUAAUUGGAAGGAGAAGGGAGAUGGAGGAUGCAGUGAGUGUAGAACUAGGUUUUGUAGUGACGACGGACAACGAAGAAAACUCGAAUAAGAAGAAAUUCGACUUUUAUGGUGUGUAUGAUGGGCAUGGGGGGUCACGCGUUGCAAAUGCUUGUCGUGAAAGGUUACACAAGUUGUUGGCACAAGAAAUGAUCAUGAUGGAUAUUGGGGAAAUGAAUAAGGAUUGGGAGGGAUUGAUGGUGGAAAGUUUUGCGAAAAUGGACGAGGAAGUCAAUGAGAGUGAUCCGCUUGGAUCAACGGGUUCAACGGCUGUUGUGGCCGUUGUUGGUGAUGAAGAGAUUGUUGUCGCCAAUUGUGGUGAUUCGAGAGCUGUUCUUUCGCGUGGUGGUGCUACCUUGCCUUUGUCUAAUGAUCAUAAGCCGGAUAGACCCGAUGAGCUAGAACGGAUCGAACACUCGGGUGGAAAGGUGAUUGAAUGGAAUGGGAUUCGUGUUUUGGGGGUUCUUGCUACUUCAAGAUCAAUAGGUGAUCGACAACUAAAACCAUAUGUGAUUGCAAAACCAGAGGUUACAGUGACCAAACGACACGAAAAUGAUGAAUUUAUGAUAUUAGCGAGCGAUGGCUUGUGGGAUGUCAUGUCAAACGAAUUGGCAUGUCAUAUUGUGAGCAAAUGUAUAGAAGGACGGGUUUUUCGUAAGAAAUUUCAGCAUACAACAAAAGAUAAUUACAAAUAUAAAAUGACGAACGCAGCCACGGUUUUGACAGAAUUGGCUAUGGCUCGUGGCAGCAAAGAUAAUAUAAGUGUUAUUGUCGUGAAUCUUAAAGAACGACAGAUCUCCUCCGGCUGAUGAUACAAAUACGAGUCGAGGGUAGCGUUUAUACCUUCUUUCCCCGUCUUCGAUCAUUU